Molecule: messenger RNA, 2890 nt
Organism: Babjeviella inositovora NRRL Y-12698
Lineage: Eukaryota; Fungi; Ascomycota; Pichiomycetes; Serinales
Gene: SFL1
Product: Sfl1p
Exons: 1
Coding region: 382-2748 (788 amino acids)
Biological process (GO): regulation of DNA-templated transcription
Molecular function (GO): sequence-specific DNA binding; DNA-binding transcription factor activity
Source: RefSeq, a predicted model, not a curated record
AGUAGAGCGUCAAAUUUGGGCCACAAAUUCACUCACACGUCCAAGACGGUACAACCAAACGAAACUUAUUUUUGUUCGUCUGAGAAUCUUUUCUUCACCUAAUCACAUUAUUGUCCUGCGAAGCAACAAAGAAACGUAUAUUUGCUUCACAAGCCUAGAUUCUCGCCUAUUUACGAAAAGCAAAACAGAACGAUUCCCCGCUAGCCCGCCAACCCACGUUGCAUCCCUUUCGAGCGUUACAUCGCAUCUACUGCUCCCAAAACGCUCCUGCAACACGCGACGCAAAAAUCGCAUAAAUAGCCGCUCAUUCCAUCUAUCCAGCUAUUCUCCUCCCCCCCGGGACUCGCUCCUUCGUACCCGUAACCAUUUUCUGAGUACACAAUGUCAGACGCUACGCACAACGAGCCGGCACCGUACCGCCGCAAGCACAGCACCGACUACGAUAUGAUCAAAGAUAUAUCACGCGCGAGCGAUGCGCGUGCUGACGAAGCGCUCGUGGACGACGAGACGAAAGAUGUAGUGGCCGCCAGUGGCCUCGCAGCCAACUCCACCAAGGGCACCCACACCGUGUUUAUUCACAAGCUCUACAACAUGCUCGAGGAUGCGCAGAUCCGACAUCUCAUUUGGUGGACCGCGGCGGACGAUGGAUUCUACCUCAUUCCCGGUGAGGAGUUCUCCAAGGUGUUGUCGCAGUACUUUAAGCACACCAACAUCGCGUCGUUCAUCCGGCAGUUGAACAUGUAUGGUUUCCACAAGGUCAACGACCUGUUCCACUCGCUCACCAGCGAGGUCACCAAGUGGGAGUUCCGCCACCUGUCGGGCAACUUCCGUAAGGGCGACCUCGAGGGCCUCAAGGCGAUUAAGCGCCGCUCGCUGAAGAACACGCACUCGCACCGCGAGGUGGUGAGUCUCAAGGCGUUACCUGCAAACGGCAUGGACAUUUCAGGUGCUGACUCGCCGGUGCUGGUUGCGGACUACUCGGAUGUGGAGUCGCGGUCCAAUUCGGUAAUUGACAUGCAGUAUACCGGGGCCGCGGUUCCUGGCGAGCCGGCCAGCCUCAACGCGCGCCUCGGUGAGCUUGGCCACAGCCUUGCAGCGCUCCGUCAUGAGCAUGCGCGGCUCCAAUCGCGCUACGACACAGCCGUUGAUGACUUAAAAAAGACCAACUUGGACAUGGCGCACCUCGUGGACAUUGUUCUGAAAAUGAUCGAUCAGCGCAUGGGCGACAAGCUGCUCGGCAUGCGUAGCUCCACCAGCUCCUCACACUCGCAUUCCGGCAAGCCCGGAAUCCCAGAGCGUGUGGCGACGCCCGUUCUGCGCAAGCUCCACGAUGACGACAUGGCCUCGCCCACAAGCGGCAUGAAGCCAGACACACUGCGUGACACGCUCGAGCGCGAGAUCAUGAUUUUCCGCAACAGUGUGAUGCAGCGCGCGGCCGCGUAUGAAACCAUCCAGUCGCAGACCCACAUGGCCCAUUACUCCGGCCCGCGGCCGCUGGCGUCGCGCCUGAACGAGCGCUUGCAGCAGCCGCGUGCGCAGUCUUACCAGGCAUACGCGUACCAACCGCAGCAGCAACGCACCAACUCAGCGGUUACAUAUGCGUACCCGCCGGACCCCAACAUGGGUUUCCAACAGGUGCGCUUCGGCAGUACUUCCGGGUCGCAGCGCCACAUGUCAGUGUUAUACGAUCCGCUCGCGCCCGCGCCGUCGUCACAGCGCAACUCGAUCACCACCCCGGGUGCUGCCCAGCCGCAGGUGAUCUACUCGCCCAUCGCGAUGGUCGGGACUACACCCACCGCCACGGGCCACCCGGGGCUUGGCGAGUCACCCGUGCAGUCGUACUUUGAGGCGAAGCGCCACAUGAGCCAGCUGGAGCUUACACGCGUCUAUUCACCGUUGAAUGGCGACCUGGCGCCGACCUCCAUCCCCACCGCCGGCUCCCAACCCACAUCCAUGCCAGGCAAUUCCUCCGGUCCCGUGAGCAGCAACCCGACAUGGGAAGCUUUCGCUGCGCGCCCAACGCGUCCAGCUUCUGCCUCCUCCAACGGAAGUUUUUCUCGCGAUGCCGCCCCCGACGUUCAUUUUUCUAGUAACAGCCGCGCAGGCUCGAUUCAAAUGCAGCUGUACCAACAGCUGGCUCAACAGCCCGAGGUGACGGUGUAUAUUCCACGGACGUAUCCGUACAACGUUCCCCACCAACGGUCGGGAUCCCAUCCGACAGGGUAUCCAGUCCAGCUGUAUCCAUCGCUGGCGUCUACGACGGCUUCGCAUCUCGCUCCGGGCUGGCACACGCGUUACGCAUCGGCCGAGUCUCUUCAGGCUGAGCGUCCGGCUCCGCCUGGUGCCGUGCCGUCGCCUCGAAGCGAUAGCAACGCGAUACAGCAGCCUCCUCGUAGCGUACCGACCGUCGAUGUGAGCGUACCGAUUCGCUGUGAUACCCCCGAAAGUCCCACAGCGAGGGGGCCUCAGGCGCGGAACACUAUCCCGGCGAUUGUCUACCCGGCGCUGCCGUCUCAGUUGCAGCCAGCGCCGAGCAUCCGGAAGUUGCCAUCGGUAAAUUCGCUCACGUCGCCGCCUGCGAAUUCGGGUGUGUAUUCGUUGUUGAACCACGAGGGCAAGGACGAGGAGAAAAUCGAGAAAAUCGAGAAAACCGAGGGAACUGAGAGAACUGAGGAGACAAAUGAGAAAAACGAUAGGAAGCGGUCAAACAGCGAGGGUGAAGACCAGGACAAGAAACCGAGGAUUUAGACCGCCAUUCCUGAUCAAUAAAUGCUGGGUUUGGAGGGUUUGUAUCCGGCCUUUUCGGCUUUCCUUGAUUUAUGCUCAUAUCGUAAGAUUUCUACAAUACGAGGUACACCUCGUAAGUAAUAGUGAAUACCAUUAGCUAAGA